Solanum pennellii is the source of this 2069-nucleotide messenger RNA. Its product is annotated as protein CHLOROPLAST IMPORT APPARATUS 2. Lineage: Eukaryota; Viridiplantae; Streptophyta; Magnoliopsida; Solanales; Solanaceae. Bases 542 to 1828 code for a protein of 428 amino acids. The transcript has 3 exons. Gene Ontology annotation, biological process: regulation of DNA-templated transcription. The record is from RefSeq and is a predicted model, not a curated record. Gene Ontology annotation, molecular function: protein binding. Gene Ontology annotation, cellular component: nucleus.
UUCCCCCGUGACCCCCUUUUCUUUCUAUCAUACUUCAAAAAAUUUUAAUUUUUUUUCUUCAUAGUUUUGAUUAUAUUUAUUUAUAUAUAUAUAUAUGCCAAACCCCAAAACCCUUGUGAAUUCCUUUAUUUAAAUACCCCUUUUCCCAUUCUUAGAUAUUUCUUGAAUUCAGUGCUUUCAUCUUCUUGCCCAACUAUAAUUCUCCCUUGUUCUUGUUUAAGGUUAGAUUCUCUUGGGAUUAGUUACUUCAUUUGUCUAAUUUGUCAAAAUUCUUUCUUAUGUUUUUGGUAGGUUCUUGGUACUGGGAAAGUUGCUUGACUCAUUUAUUUGAUAAAUCUUUAAAUAUAUAAUAUUAUUUCGAAAAAGUUUGGUUUAUAGUGUGAAAUGAGUAAAAAAAUUUUCACUCUUUUUUUAGGGUUUUAGAAAGUUGUUUGUAUAUUGCACCAACUACUUUGUUUUUUCAAAGUACUCAAAUGAUGGGGUUUUGAAAUUUUUGUUCUCUGUUUUGUUUCUCUGUUUAUUUGAUAUUUGAAAGAAGAAAAUGUCAUCCUGUUUAGCUGGUGGUAGAGCAGCUUAUAAAUUAGAUUUAGAGAUUAUAAAAUCUCCAUCUACCUCGUGGAUCUCCCAAUCAUCUUCUCCAUCUUCAACAUUAUCUGAAUCGAGCAAUUCUCCCAUUGCAAUCUCUACUAGAAAACCUCGAACACCUCGAAAAAGACCUAAUCAAACCUACAAUGAAGCUGCUGCUCUUUUAUCAACAGUUUAUCCCAAAAUUUUCUCAACAAAACACCUCACUAAGCCUUGCAAAUUCACUAAACCACAUUACCCCUUUUCAUAUGACUCCUCAGACUUGGUUGUCCCUUACCAAAUUGUCGAAAAUUCGGGGUUUUUGCUUCAUCCUCCAUUGAUUGAAAAACCUGAUUGCGUAAUUGAGCAUAAAUCUGUUAGUUCUUGUGAAAAACCAUGCCUGAGUCCUGGAGAAAUCGACUCUAAAGGGAGUGGUUCGAUAGAUAUGUGUGAAGAAUUUCAUGAAGAUUUCGAUGCUGAAUCGAUUUUAGAUGAGGAAAUUGAAGAAGGUGUUAUUGAUAAUAUCAUGGGAAAGAUAAGAGAUGAGAAUGAACUCAAGAAUGAGUCGAUAUUUAGUUAUAGUUAUAGUCAUAGCAAGCGCCACCAGAAUAAUUCUGGUGGCACUUGUUAUGGUUUUCCAAUAGGAUUAGGAUUCGAAAAUGGGUACCAAUAUUAUGAUUUUGGUACAAUGAGAGGUGGGGUGAGACCAUUGAGAAAUGUUGAUGAUGGUGAUAAUUGGUGGAGGUAUACUUCUAGUGUGAACGUUACCGACAUUACUCCGAAAUUUAGUAAACCUCCUAUCGAAAAGAAGAAAAAGAAGGUUGAGAGACUCGUCGAGACGAGAGUAGGCGCGGAAACAUCAUCAGCUAAAGAUAAUUCGAUUACAAGGAAGAAGAAUAAGGAGAAUUCAAAUCAUUCGAUUAAAGAAGAGGUAAUCGACGUUCCUAAACCAAAAUCGGGGUUGUUACUAAAAUUGAAUUUCGAUGAUAUUUUGAACGCGUGGUCCGAUAAAGAAUCACCGUUCUCCGAUGACAUUCAGGGUUCAGAUGCCGCAGGAAAUGAUGUACAAGCCAGAUUAGCACAAAUAGACUUAUUCUCAGAAAAUGGAGGAAUUAGAGAGGCUAGUGUGUUACGUUACAAAGAAAAACGACGUACUCGAUUAUUUUCUAAAAAAAUUAGAUACCAAGUUAGAAAAGUCAACGCGGAUCGACGACCCAGAAUGAAGGUAUUAUUAUUAGAAGAAAAAUCGACUUAUAUACGUUGACAAAUGGUAGGUUUGUCAAAAGCCCAAAUUCACCAGAGGAUGAGCUAGGAUGAUUUUUCUAGAAUUAUUAGAAUUUUUUUGGGUAUUUGCAAUUUUGUUUCUUUUAUUUCAUUGUUCUUUUUUCUUUUAUAUAAAAAAGUUAUUCUUCCUUUUUAUAUUUAGAAUAAAGUACCAAGGAAGAUAGACUAGUUGAGAACAAGGAAUAUUAAGCAGAAUAGUUACAUUUCUAUUUCUCAUUUUA